GGCAGAAAGCCAUCUAUGCAGAGUUAUCGUACCAGUAUUCGACCCUAACCAAGCCUAGCCUAGCAUCUGUAAUUUUGUAAUAAUAAGACUGUAUAUAUGUAUAUAUAUACGCACAGCAGAAAUAAAUAUUAAUUUUAUGAAAGAUGCCAUCAAAACCUGCAAUGAUCUCUAAACAUAACAGCAAGAGUAAAAAGAAUGCGCCAACUCUGUGCGUUCCUCCUGUAGUAACAGAAGAUGAAAACAAAUCAACUGGUUUGAAUUCAGAGGUGGAAGAUCAAUUUGAACUGGAGUUAUGUUGGUGCAUACAACAAUUGGAGGCAUGUUUAGGAACUGGCAAGUUACAGAAUAAACAGGCACAGGAUCUCAACAAGCAGAUACAAAUGUUAAAGAGCAACACUGCACCAUUAAUAAAAAAGAGACAAAUAAUGAGAAAUACACUGGGAGAUUACAGAAAAAAAAUGGCUGAGGAUGAACAAAAGUUCAAAAAACUAGCUUCAACUGUUAAGUUUGCAGAUCCUGCUCUUGCUAGAAAAACUAUUAAAAAGUCAAUAUUCCUUAAGAAAGCAGUUCAACAUAAUGCACAGGAACAUGAGGGACAAGUUGAUGAUCAGAAAGUACAAGAUAGUGAUGGAAAAACUAUGUUUCAAUUUAAUUUUGAAUUGUGUAAAUAAAACUUUUUAUAUAAACAUAUAUAAAUUAA
Pseudomyrmex gracilis is the source of this 700-nucleotide messenger RNA. RefSeq names its product UPF0488 protein CG14286. The coding region runs from base 144 to 671 and encodes 175 amino acids. Lineage: Eukaryota; Metazoa; Arthropoda; Insecta; Hymenoptera; Formicidae. The record is from RefSeq and is a predicted model, not a curated record. The transcript is spliced from 2 exons.